This is a messenger RNA of Formica exsecta, 2049 nucleotides long. RefSeq lists its product as uncharacterized. Gene Ontology annotation, biological process: proteolysis. Bases 1 to 2049 code for a protein of 682 amino acids. Lineage: Eukaryota; Metazoa; Arthropoda; Insecta; Hymenoptera; Formicidae. Gene Ontology annotation, molecular function: aspartic-type endopeptidase activity. The record is from RefSeq and is a predicted model, not a curated record. The transcript has 2 exons.
AUGCAGUCCCUUACGGAGGAAGCUUACAUCGCACAGAAGAGUAUGUUCCUUGACAUACUCCGCUUCCUGAAGAAUAAGGUCAGCGCGGAAGCGCCUGCCGUCGGCGCGAAUCCCUUGCCGACAUCGCGCACGACUUUGCCGCGGAUCCAGCUGCCACAAUUCUCGGGUCGGUACGAAGAGUGGCCUUCCUUCCGGGAUCUCUUCAACUCACUCAUCGUGAAAGAUGCCUCCACAGCUCAAGUCGAGAAGCUUCACUACUUGAAGACGUGCUUGAAAGUGGAAGCGCGUCUACAAGCCCUCGAAUCCAACUGGGAAAAAUUCGACAUUCAACACAAGCUCCUCGCCGCAUACAGGGACGCCCUGGCAGGACAUGACUACCUGAAGAAGGACAUGCAGUCCCUUACGGAGGAAGCUUACAUCGCACAGAAGAGUAUGUUCCUUGACAUACUCCGCUUCCUGAAGAAUAAGGUCAGCGCGGAAGCGCCUGCCGUCGGCGCGAAUCCCUUGCAGACAUCGUGCACGACUUUGCCGCGGAUCCAGCUGCCACAAUUCUCGGGUCGGUACGAAGAGUGGCCUUUCUUCCGGGAUCUCUUCAACUCACUCAUCGUGAAAGAUGCCUCCACAGCUCAAGUCGAGAAGCUUCACUACUUGAAGACGUGCUUGAAAGGUGAGGCGGAACUAUUAAACCGCAGUUUGCCGACGACAGCCGAGAAUUUCGAUCGCGCGUGGAAAAUCCUGACAGGAUAUUACGAGAAUAAACGUCUUCUAGUUCGUUCUUACAUUUCGCGAUUUUCGGCUCUUCAGAAACUCAAAAGUGAACCCGCUACCGAAUUAAGAAAAUUAUAUCACGGCGUGAUGAGCACCGUCAGCGCUCUCGAAAGCAUCGGACGGCCGAUAACGCGCGGCGAGGAUCUCUUCGUUCAUCUCGUCGUGGAUCUCCUUGAUUCCCGGUCACGUCGCGAGUGGGAAAGUUCUAUCAGUGAUGCCACGGAACCUCCGUCGUAUACCGCGUUGCAACAGUUCAUAGACCGUCGGCUUCAUACGCUAGAAUCCUUGCAGUCUAGUCAACCGGAGACUAGCCCUGCGAAAUCAAGUCUAAAUUCGGGACGUCGGACGCGCGUACUUCACGCUCAUAAACCCGCUAACAAACGCGGACAGUGCUCUAUCUGCAAUCAAGAUCACUACAUCAUGUUUUGUGAUGGCUACAAGGCCAAGACCGCCGCGGAAAAGAGACAACACGUUGAAGCUAACAAUCUUUGCUUCAACUGCCUCGGCAAGCACAAGCUAAGUGAGUGUACCUCGCAGAAAACAUGCUCAUCGUGUCGCGCGCGUCACCACACGACGUUGCAUGAUACAUUUAAAGUAAGCGAAGUCGCGACAUCCUUGCACUUCGCGCAGCGAUCUCAAGAAGCAACAGUGCUUCUAGCUACAGCUCGCGUUCGCGUAACAGAUCAAGACGGGGUCGUGCACAUCGCGCGUGCCCUUCUAGAUCAGGGCUCCGACUCAUCGAUGAUCACUUCUUCACUGGCACGACGAUUGCGAUUAGUUCGCCAAGCAGCUUCUAUCCGAAUAAUCGGCGUCGGUGGGAAGCGGUCGGGUCGCGUUAGCAGCCGAGUCAAGUUCCAGAUUUUACCUCAAGGACGAGGACCGCCGAUAACUGUGACGGCAAUAGUCUUUCCUCAGAUCACCACCGUAAGCGGAUGGUGUAAAAGAGAUCGACGAGCGUGGACACACCUCCGAGGACUGAAGCUCGCCGACCCUGACUUUAAGGAACCGGACCCGUUGGACAUUCUGCUGGGCGCGGAUGUCUACGCCGAAAUCCCCCAGCUAGGCCUUCGGAAGGGAGCUCCCCACGAACCUAUAGCUCAACGGACGUCAUUAGGUUGGGUUCUGUCUGGACCCGCGGGAACAACUGGCGAAACGAUGCAACGCAACGCUCAGUCGUACCAUUGCCAAACGGACGAAGAAUUGUCUUCUCUCGUAAGUAAAUUCUGGCAGCAAGAAGAACUGCCCGUCUCUGGCUCGCCACUUACUCCAGAGGAUCAAUAG